Messenger RNA from Rotaria sordida, 1014 nucleotides. Lineage: Eukaryota; Metazoa; Rotifera; Eurotatoria; Philodinida; Philodinidae. The record is from the annotation of a GenBank genome assembly.
AUGCAUUGUGUAGCAAUUAUAUCCAGAAAUUUGCAUGAGCAUGAAGACAAUGAACGUAAUCCAACAACAAGGUUACCCUCACCAAUACGUAAAACCAUAUCUAAUCAUGUUAAAUGUGGAUUAUCACAAUCUCAAACUAAAGCAUCAUUAAUUACAAAUUAUCCACAACAUUCAAUUAAUCAAGAUAAAUUACACAAUUUAAUAGUUUAUGAACAACGAAAAGAUAGACCAAAAAUAUUUUCAAUUCAUGAUUUACAAAACUACUCAACCGAUGCCAAUCGUCAUUUUAAGUCAUUUGGUAUGGCAUUAAUUUCAGAAGAUGAAAAUACCGAAUGUUAUGUUAAAUUAUUUAAUUCAAUAAAAACAUUCGCUGUUCAACUUAAUCUACAAUGUUUAAUAAAUCAAAACGACUUCUAUUAUUUAGCUAUUACAAGUGCACAAGAAAUGAUAUUUCCAAAUAGUCGUCGACUUAUGUGUUGGAGUCAUAUGAUUAGAAAAUGUCGAAAACAUCGUAAUUUAGUUGCAAAAAAUGAUUGGCAAAUUAUUGAUAAAGAUAUUCAUACACUUCAACUUGCUUUUACUGAUGAUCUAUUUGACCAUGGUGCUACAUUAUUAUUACAAAAAUUGAGUCUUAUUCCAACAAUGAAAAGAUUCGUCGAUUAUUUUACUGAACAAUGGGUUUCUAAAAUACAUUACUGGUACGAAGGUGCCGCAUUUGCUAAACCGUCCACAAAUAAUGGACUUGAAUCACUUAAUGGAAUUAUAAAACAAAAAUAUACAUUACGUAACAAACUUCAUUUAUCUACUUUUCUGCCUAAAGUAGAAACUAUGUUAUUCGAUUGGUCGGAAGCAAGUAUUAUAUCGCCAUUUUCUACUUUAACUGAUAUAACACCUGAUGUUGAAUUAAGUGCUUAUAAAUGGUCAUUAAAUGUGAAUCAAUCUGAAAUUUUAAAUUGGUUUAAUAAUUAUUAUAUUGUUCCUUCUUCAACUGCUGUUAUGACAACGUCGAUGUAG